GAGAGUGCCAGUGGGCUCUUCACUCCGCUUUUCGCAAAAGAAUCGUCACCAAUCUCACCAGAGUCUCAGAACAUCGGCCUUGGAGAGGACGCUUAUACAGAAUCACCUCUGAAGCAAGGAGUCACCGCUGAGCAGCUGUUGCAACAGCCUGAGGGUAACAGUUCUGUGGAUGAAGGUCACCAAGAAGGUUGUCAUGAAGAUUUGCCACCAGAGAAGACUCGAGAAUCAACUAUUGAAGACUUUGUCGACCUGCAAGAGCCGAGCGAGGACCUUGCUGCCAACUCUCCUGUGCUGAAGCCGACCAAAGAAGGCCUAGAAAGUGUAGUCGACAUUGAACAACUCGAGCUCAUGUAUCCUUCAGAUUCGGAUUCCGGUGCUCGCAGCGAGGUAGGCGAUCGCGAUGUUCGACCUACCGAGACGGGUGGCGAUGCAGAUGCGGAGGGUGACGUCGAUCCGGAUUAUGAUGCAGGCCGCAGGCAAAGUUCUACAGGUGAACUGGCCCCUCGGACGCCUCAGACGAACGGUCUCGAUCAUCCUACGGACACUGACGAAGUGGUCUCAUCUGAGGUUGCCGGGGAAGAGACAAAUUUUGACGUCGGUCAGGACCAGAAGGCACCGUCAGCGGAUGAUUAUGCAGCGAGGUAAGCUUUAUCUGCACAGCUUGAGCGUUCCAAUUGACUUACACCCGACGCGGCUCAGCUCUGAGACUUCCAGGGCUGUUAAGCGUGGCAGAUCCUCUGAAAACCAAGAGAAUGGAACAGUCGCAUCACGUGAUAGGGGCAAAAAGCAGGUCAUGGAGUCGGCGAUUGCGGAGUCAAGCCAGGAAAUUGUAGAACAUCGGCCCCUCAAACGCCAGCGAAUCGGUUCAGUGCUUCCGCCGCGAAUCACUCGUUCCAUGACUGUCAAGGACACUGCAUCGACUAUCGCGCGUCACCUUGAUGAGAGCCUAUCCCCUCGUUCCGAGAAGGACAAGGGUAAACAGAAAGAGGAAGAGGGUGAUAAUGUCAGCGAGACUCCCUCGACCAACCAGAAACCUACUAAUGGUAGUGAUGGUACUUUUCCCGGCGCACAGCAAGAAUCGACCAGUCGCGAUACAUCUCGAGCAUCGUCGAUUGCCCCUACUGCUCCGAUAAACGAUUCCAGUGCACUGCCUGCAUCGCCUACAGCCCCGCACACAUUGAUGCAUUCGCACCAUCUCAGACGAUCAGUGCCACCUUUGGAACGCUCGCCCACCCGUGGCUUUGUUCAUAUCCAUGGUCUCCCCGCUUCAUCUGGGUCAUCGCCUUUGGAGAAACCCAAGAGACGCUCACCAUCGAUGCCUCCGCCAUCAUCCUCUCAGAUUUCGGCGGAGCCAGGGCCAUCUCAGCAGGCUACUCAGCUUUCAUCGAGCUCUCCAGUUACUCGAUCAAAUUGUCGCUUCCAUAGGAUCAGUAUCCCUCAUGAGGAGGAUGGACCUCGCGUAUUCUUUGCUGUCCCUGGUUGUUCUCUAGGUGAUGCGGAGCUCAUGGAAGAAGAGGACAUCGAAGAUCACGGUCCACUGUUGAUCAAUUCACGCGUACGCCUGGAGGAUGAUCUGGAAGCUUUAGACCUAGAUCCAAACCUGGUCGGAGUCCUGCGUCAGUUGGUCGGUGUCGAUCUGCUUCGAGAACAGGAGGUCUUCUACAUCACAGAACCUGGCGAAUCCAUUCGAUACAAGCAUAAAGCAAAGUCUUUCGCGAGCCAGAGUAAGCUCUCGGGACAUUCUCGCAAGUCCAUCGGGUCGCGCAGCUUCUCGGCAGCUGGAUCUUCUGGUCCUCCUGUUAUCAGCGGAAACGUCUCAGUCGGUUCACUACCUUCUCCAGCCGCUUCAGUGUCCACUUCAAUUUCCGGUAAAAUCAAAAGUCGUCUGUCUGCAGCUGGCAGCGUGGCGACAACUGAGUCUAUAACAGAUAGCGAACUCAGCGAUUUGAGCGAGGAUGAAGAGGCAGCCACGAAGCGACCCAACGACCAUCGUGACUCCGACAUAUUCGCGAAAGGCGAAGUAGAGAAGGGUGAAUCACCGUUAAAGGCAUCCACGUCUACUCCCAUCCGGACAUAUGCUGGGCGCCGCAGGCGUCAUCAUACUACUGAUGAUUCCGCUGAGAAGCUGGGAGAGGACGCCGCUGAGGACUCUCCUGAAGAAGAGCACGUGGAUGCUGGCAAACAGAAGAACAAUAGAAGAAGCUCCAAACGGUCUAGGGAUGAUGAGGCAAAUGAGUCACAGGCAGGGUCCGGCGGCAUUCCUCUCAAGAAACAAAGAGUCCGAGGAAAAGCUAGCACGGAUGACAAUUAGAGGAUAUACAAACGUUCAUAAAUGGCCUCAAGCCUGUGAUGCAAUCCGAACGUCUGCUUCAAUGCGAGUUUGUAGCAGUAGCAUAAUUUGACAAAAUAUCGUCAACCUCAGGAUGA
Messenger RNA from Laetiporus sulphureus 93-53, 2427 nucleotides. RefSeq lists its product as uncharacterized. The record is from RefSeq and is a predicted model, not a curated record. NCBI's taxonomy places the organism in Eukaryota, Fungi, Basidiomycota, Agaricomycetes, Polyporales, Laetiporaceae. Bases 401 to 2311 code for a protein of 636 amino acids. The transcript has a single exon.